Molecule: messenger RNA, 716 nt
Organism: Nanorana parkeri
Lineage: Eukaryota; Metazoa; Chordata; Amphibia; Anura; Dicroglossidae
Gene: RSL24D1
Product: ribosomal L24 domain containing 1
Exons: 6
Coding region: 81-572 (163 amino acids)
Biological process (GO): ribosomal large subunit biogenesis
Cellular component (GO): nucleolus
Source: RefSeq, a predicted model, not a curated record
AAACAGCAUUCCUCCGACGUCACUUCCUUUCACGUUUUCCGCUGCGCCACAACAGUCGGGCUGCGGCGUGAGCCGCCGACAUGCGUAUCGAGAAGUGUUAUUUCUGCUCGGCGCCCAUCUACCCGGGCCACGGCAUGAUGUUUGUUAGGAAUGACUGUAAGGUAUUUAGAUUCUGCCGGUCAAAAUGCCACAAAAACUUCAAGAAGAAGCGAAAUCCCAGAAAGAUCAGGUGGACAAAAGCCUUCAGAAAGGCAGCUGGUAAAGAGUUGACAGUGGACAAUUCAUUUGAAUUUGAAAAAAGAAGAAGCGAACCUGUCAAGUACCAGAGGGAGUUGUGGAGCAAGACUGUUGAGGCAAUGAAGAAGGUGGAAGAGAUCAAGCGUAAGCGGCAGACGCAGUUUAUCAUGAACAGAUUGAAAAAGGGCAAAGAAUUACAGAAGGCCCAGGAUAUCAAAGAAGUCAAACAAAACAUACAUUUUAUCCAAACACAAAUUUUAGGAAAAGCCAAAAAAUUGGAAGACAAAAUGGUUCAGAAAUUACAAGAGGAUGUGGAUAUGGAAGAUUCAUUAUAGAAGUGGAAACAAUCUUUAUAUUGUUAAUGCAGUGUGCUUCUAUAUGGAAACCUUUUGUACAGCAUUUCAGAACACAAUCCCAACUGCAUUUCGAAGAAAGACUGUGUUAAUUUGGUCUGAGAAAUAAUAAAAUUUUAUCUACUA